Lachancea dasiensis is the source of this 693-nucleotide messenger RNA. The record is from the annotation of a GenBank genome assembly. Lineage: Eukaryota; Fungi; Ascomycota; Saccharomycetes; Saccharomycetales; Saccharomycetaceae.
AUGUUCGGGCUACCUAUCAGAGUAAUUCCGCAAGUUCGGGUCUGUUCUAAUCUGUUGCAGAAUGUGAGAUGUCUGACUACUCAGGCAAGAGUUACUGUCAAACCUGUGCAAUCCAGAAAGACGUUUCUCAUCGACUUCUACAAAGACAUGAUGGAAAAAAACCCUGUUGUUCUUUUCGCGCAUCAUAACAAUCUGCUUAAGCAAGAAAAUGCGCAUUUUCGUGGUCAGAUCCAGCAACUGGGCGGCAAAAUGGUUGUGCUCAGAAAUCAACUGUUUCAGGUUUACCUUCGGAAUUCACAUCUACCGGACCCUUGCGCCCCAAGUGGCAGACAUAAGCAGAACCGCAAGCAUCCGCUGUUGCCGCUCUUUAAGGGGCCCACAGCCGCCAUAACUUUUUCAGAAACGGAACCUGACAAAAUGGCAAAACUACUCAAGAUGCUAGAAAAAAGUUCGGACAAAAUGUUUGUCGUGGGCGCCAAGGUCGAUGGCCAAGUACUAGAGAUGCCUCAGGUACACGAGUUCAAAAAACUGCCAUCGAAGUCUGCAUUGCAAGGCCAACUUCUAGGACUGCUCUCUGUGCUCAGCGGUGCGGGCUUGGUUAGGACUCUGGAGGCGGGCUCUCAUUCUCUGUACCUCACAUUGCAGUCGCACCACGACAACAUAUCGCCAGACAAGGAACCGAAGUCAGAUUAA